Messenger RNA from Acaulospora morrowiae, 438 nucleotides. The record is from the annotation of a GenBank genome assembly. NCBI's taxonomy places the organism in Eukaryota, Fungi, Glomeromycota, Glomeromycetes, Diversisporales, Acaulosporaceae.
AUGUCUAAUUUCGUGAGAAAAGGUUCCAACACGGCAAGUCAACUUGUUGGUCAAGUCCAAAUACAUAACAUAACAAGAGCAGCCAUAUCACAGCACAAGCGAUAUAGCUCUUCCAAUGUAGAAAUAAAUAAGUACAGUAAACAUAUUACCCAACCUAAAUCUCAGGGUGCUUCUCAGGCAAUGUUAUACGGGACAGGACUAAAACCAGAAGAUAUGAGUAAAGCUCAAGUUGGGAUUUCGAGUGUGUGGUAUGAAGGUAAUCCAUGUAAUAUGCACCUCUUAGAUUUGUCGGCAAAAGUCAAGGAAGGUGUGAUUAAAGCUGGGAUGGUCGGAUACAGAUUUAACACUGUUGGUGUGAGUGACGGUAUUAGCAUGGGCACAAAAGGAAUGAGUUUUUCUCUCCAGAGUAGAGAUUUAAUUGCGGAUUCCAUUGAAACG